This is a messenger RNA of Nicotiana attenuata, 741 nucleotides long. RefSeq lists its product as uncharacterized. Lineage: Eukaryota; Viridiplantae; Streptophyta; Magnoliopsida; Solanales; Solanaceae. The record is from RefSeq and is a predicted model, not a curated record. Bases 1 to 741 code for a protein of 246 amino acids. The transcript is spliced from 3 exons.
AUGUCAGUCCAAACUGAGUCGAGGAAAGACCGUCGUAACGAUGGUCGAAGAGAUCAGUCAGGUCCCCGCCUCAACCGAGAAAGGCAUCAGCCCUAUGUUAGAACAGUCAUACCACCAUCUCUUCGACAUGCGGAAGGGCCGUCCAGGCCACAUACAAGGACUCAGCGAAACGAAAGAGAAAUAGUGUACGCAUUAGAAAAGCUCGGCACAAAGGUGAAGUGGCCGCAAAAAAUGAAGUCUGACCCAAGUACCCAAAAGUCGAACGUCCUUUGUGAAUUUCACCAGGAACGAGGCCACAAAACCGAGGAUUGCAUAGCUCUAUGGCAAGAAUUAGUGAACAUGCUGAACCAAGGGCACCUGAGGGAGCUGAUGAGCGACCGAUGGCGAGCUGACUUCGGCCGUGGACGAGAACAACACCAAGGCCCUCCAAAGACACCCUCCCCCGCCUGGACCAUCCAAAUGAUCAGCAGUGGAAGCGACGAAGCAGCAAUCAACCAUGUGAAGUUUACCACCGCACAUAAACUGAAAAGGUCGAUCACACAUGAACGGCAUGAUGACAUCGAUUUGGCUUUUCCUCAUUCAGACGCUCUUGUCAUUACUUUACGUAUUUUGGACACAGAUAUGAAAAGGAUAGUGGUAGACGAUGGAACCGGCGCGUUUGAGCGAACCUCGGGGGAGAUAACGCUACCCGUUCUAGCUGGGGUUGUCACCCUAGAAACGACGUUCCAUGUCAUGAACUAG